GCGUAAGGAAGAAAAUGGGGUGCGCCCCGGUCGCACUGUCGCUUCAGUGCGACCCCAUCCGCGAUGCCGUUGCGCUGCAAUCUGACGGUGAUGCACAACGGCUCAGCUCCCUCGGAUCGGCUUCCGUGGGCACCCCAUCUCGGCGUCCUCGGCUCGGCUUUCCUCCGACGUCGAGUGAGCGCGAGCCUCCGCUCCACUUCUUCUCCAAUCGAAGCCUGGCGGCGGCGGAGAAGUCCACCCCCUCACGCGACUCGUCCCCACUCCGUGCCUCCCUCCCUCUCGUCGAGGUGCAGCCGCCUCGACCAGCCAGCAGCGGCGAGGGGCUGUGACGCUUCCAUGCCGAAGAUGGCAUUCCAAUCGUCUUCGCGUGACUCCUUCACUGGUGCCGCAUACGCUGCCGUCGCAAUCAACGAUUCCCUCUCUCCUUUGCAACAUCUGGGGUUUAUGCUCAGAAAACAAGUGUUUCUGCUAUCAUGUUUAAGCAGAGAAGACUACCUGCAUCAUUCUGGUAUACAAACUUCACCAAUCAAAGAAAUAAUGCGAUCAACGACAUUGCAAUCAGAUUUCAAACAGAUCACCCACAAACAGCUCCUCUAAUAUGAAGUAGAAGAUUUAAGACUUCUUUGCCCUCUGUCUAUGUGUUCAUAUGCCUAAGUUUCUGUUGAAAAUGUUGCAACCUCUGGCUGCUGAAGAUGGUAAAGCUCAAUUACAAAAUGGUGUGCAGUUUCUGUUGAAAAUGUUGCAAAAUCAAUGAUAGACAAAAGCAGCAAUGAAACCUCUUGGGCCAGUCUAGAUGAUAUUGGUGAAGAUUUAUUUUUCUUGUGCCAGCAGCUGUGAAGAGUGUAGAUAGUUGGAGUGUCUUUUGGGAUUUUGGGUUAACGGGAAUACAAGGUUGUACUACUAGAGAAGACUGAUGUGUAUGGAUGUUUUGAAAUCUGCAGCGGAAUGGAUGUCUUAAUAAUCUGAUUGUUGCCUGAAAUGUAUUGUGAACUAUUGACUUGGAUCCUUCCUAACGGCAGAGUGUAUAUAUCCAGCAAUGCAACAGAAAUUUGUGGCCUAAAAUAUAUGGUUUUAUUGCAACAGAAAUUAUUCUCAACAAUCUGUCAAUAGUUACAGGCAAAGAAGGAUCCGAGUCAAUAAUUUGUAUAGAAAUAUGUUAUAUAGGAUACACCAUUUUGAACUUGUCAUCCAUUUGAGUGAACCAUAUUAUCCAUAUCCCUUGCAAUAUUUUUUUGUCUUAAA
Panicum virgatum (switchgrass) is the source of this 1242-nucleotide messenger RNA. RefSeq lists its product as uncharacterized. The record is from RefSeq and is a predicted model, not a curated record. Bases 64 to 597 code for a protein of 177 amino acids. NCBI's taxonomy places the organism in Eukaryota, Viridiplantae, Streptophyta, Magnoliopsida, Poales, Poaceae. The transcript is spliced from 3 exons.